This is a messenger RNA of Chelonia mydas (Green sea turtle), 4291 nucleotides long. RefSeq names its product dynein axonemal intermediate chain 7 (gene DNAI7). Lineage: Eukaryota; Metazoa; Chordata; Testudines; Cheloniidae. Gene Ontology annotation, cellular component: axoneme. Gene Ontology annotation, molecular function: beta-tubulin binding; microtubule binding. The transcript is spliced from 14 exons. The record is from RefSeq and is a predicted model, not a curated record. The coding region runs from base 74 to 2116 and encodes 680 amino acids.
GGACUAGUCGUCUAGGUAACGAAGGGGCGGGAGGCUAAACAGUGCCUCACGCCGGGCUGGGGGACGCGUCGAGAUGUCUGGUGGAAGUGGAGGUCAAAAGAAACUUAGCAAAGCUGAACGACUGAGAUUACAGAAAGAAGAAGAAGAUAGAAGAUUAAUAGAGGAAGAGGAAGCCCGUUUACGAGCUGAACAAGAAGAAGCAGAAAGACUUGAAAAGGAGAGAAUUGUGCAAGAGGAGAGGGAAAGACUUGAAGCAAAAUGGGAGCAUUACAUGCAAUGUGAUGGGAGUCCUGACCCAGCUGUGCCCCAAGAAAUUAAUACUUUCAUGAGCUUGUGGCAAGAAAAUAAAAAUGAGGAUAUUGAGUUUGUGAUCGAGAAAGGAAACCAAGUGCUAAAUUUAAUUGAGAAGUUGUAUUUUCUGUUAUUGGACACACCGCCAAAUGAGCUAAAGGAAAAGGUCUUCAUUCAAUACCAGGAAUCAAUUCUGGAAUUGCAGAGUCUUCUUCAUCAGAAAUACAAUGAAGCAACAGAACGCCUACUUAAAAAGGCUAAUACUUACGCAGAUUCUGACAGUGGAAAUAUGGAGGUGGCCAUAAAAGAUAAAAAUAUCACUUUCUGUAUCUGGGGAAACCUCAAGAAGAAUCCAAGAUUCAAAAAUCAUAUGUUUAGUGAUGCAGAAAAUGGAUUUGACCUUCCAAAGACAGUGGCCACAAGUGAUGUUGCUGUCCGCAUCUUGCACACUCAUUAUGAUCAUAUUUCCCCACUACAGUGCAUUCCCAAACUGCAUUUAAAAAUGCAAGCCCCAGAAAGCAAACAAGAAUUAACUGUGCUUUAUGAUAUGAAAGAAGAAAAAGAAGGGGAACAAAAGAGUGGAGAAGAUAGCGACUUGGUAAUUGAAAAGGAAUCUGAUGGAAGAAAGAGUGCCAUCUCUUUCAAAGACAGCAUUAAAAUCGAUCCUGAUGAAAAUGAGAAGCUAGAAGAGGAAUCUGAUAAGAAAUCAGAAAAUGUUAGCACCAUUUCAGGAGUUCAGGUUGCACCACUGCAGGUGGCCACUGAUGAAAAAGAAGAAGAGAUAAUUGGCGAAAAUGUAGUUGAUUUGCACCAGUUCACACCAGUGGGUGGAGUGUACCUUAUUGAUGCACUGAAGCUCCCACCUCAAGCCAAACAAAUCAAAGGCUGGACCAUGGUGGAAUUACUUGAUGUAGGAUUGGAGACCUAUCCCUAUCCUCCAGAAUCAGAAGAAACUGAAGAUGCCACAUAUCCACGUAUAGGGGUGACUCUUAGACUUCUUGACAGUGUGAUAUUUUUUGAGGAGCCUGUGGUUGCCAGAUGGGAUUCUGCAGGCAAACAAUGGAGAACUGAUGGUAUCAGUGACAUAAAGUACAAAAUGAAAGAGAAACAAAUCUCUUUUGAGAUGGAUGCUUUUUAUACAAUCACACUGAUUCAGGAUGCUCACCUCAAUAUGCCAUAUCAGUCAUGGGAACUGAGACCUAAUGGCACAGAUGAAUUACUUUUCACUGUUGUUACAGCUUUUGCAGAAGUUCAAAUGCAGAUUAAGGGUAAUCAGUGUAUGCUGUCUUCAAUAACUGUGGAUGGGAGUGAAAAACUUUCCCACUUGACAGGAAAAUGGACAUCUCCAAUUGACCUGACCAUUGCUUUGAAAAAGGCUGGAGUGAACAUUUUCCCAUCAGACUACUCGUACAAGUAUGUCUGCGUGAACAAGAAGACUCCACUAGCAGAAGUCACAACUUAUCAACAGAUGGCGCUGGUUGCAUCUGCUUUUGCUUUCAGUUGGAGCAAGUGGAAUCUGGCAUCUGGUCAAGAUCAAGUAGUUUUUAAGGUGAGUGAACACCUUAAAACCGAUGCUGUUAAAGAUGAAGACUGGUCCCUUUAUAUGUUUAAUGGUCAGCGAGCACAAAGGCUCAUGAUCAGUGAAACUAGCGAAGCCUUCUCAGAAGAUCUCGCGAACAAUACUGAAUUUCAUUCUACUCUGUACCAUCUGAUCAAAGAUUUUGCCAGUGAAGAAGCAAUUGAAAAAGUAAAGAAAGCCAGCUGCCUAUUUAUUGAUGCUGUAUACCAACUGCUCAUUGCUACUAGAGUGUUAACAUACUCUUAAGCCAAUAUUUUAAAUUAACUUUAUUGAGCAUCAAGAACUCGGUCAAUAACAUUACAUUUGAUGUCUGUCAUUUCACAUGCAAAUCAAAACAGCUUUUUAAAUGCCUAAAAAUGCAUUAAGAAAAAGUUUUUGUGAAUAAAAUUCGUUACUUUCUAGUAACUACACAUUUAGACCCAUUUAUUACAAGCUUCAAAAGGAGAGACAGCUAUUUUUUAAGUUGUUCUAAUCUUGAACAGGAUUAAGACAUUUGGGAAGAGGGGUCAGAGGGGAAAGUUGUAUUUCCAAAUCAUGCUUUAAAAUGUUUUACCAUUGAAAGUUAAGUAUAGUCUAAAAAGCUUCAAAAUAAGGGAUUUUAAAUAUACUACCUCAACUCAUAUUAGAAAGUUAAAGUAAUUCUAGACUUGAGAGCUAUGUUUACACUAGUUUAUAUAACACAAAUUGAGUCAAACAGGAAGUCUAGGGGAGGAAAAAAGAUUUUACAAAUUAAAAUACAGAUUGUGUGUUAUACUGGUGGCGGUCCAUUGUGUUGAAGCUUAGUAUGUGGCCACAGCAGUUGUUGUAGUGAUGUCCAGGAACUUCCAGUUCCCACAGGGGCAGCAUCUGCAGGUCUUUGGAGAGAGAGACCUGUGAGGAAGCUUGUGAGUGCAGCAAGGAGUACAAUGAUGGUAAGAGAAAUCCAGAGAGUUUUGUUAGCCUUGGAGAAGGAAGUCUUCAGAUGAGAUGCCCACGAUGACAUGAUGUUGCAACUGUGGAGAAGCCAUAAACAUAGGACAGACAUGCUUUUCUUCAAGGUUUAAAUAUCAUAUUGUCUGACUACUAAUCCAGAAUAUAAAUUGUACGUAAUGAAGACAAGUUUGCCGCUGUACUAAUAGCCAGCUACACUGGCAUGUUAUAUUCUGGGUUUACAAUGCAGGCUCCAGUCAGCACUAGAUGCUAAAGAUGUUUUAUAUAAAACUCUGAAGAGGCACAAAAAUUGUUUUCAAAGGCAAAUAUGGGAUUUCUUCACACAUUCCAUUCGUGUUAAUGGAAAGUGUGUGGCUAAAUCUCCUAGUGGGCAUUGCAAAUAUCAGCCAUUUUUUCCUGCAACAAAAGGGUUUAAUGUAUACUCCAGUGCCUUCCUCUGUAAAUUUAGAAUGACAGGGCUAUCUGGACUAGUUAAGAACUUAGGCUUUGAUCUCCGAGGGGCAGUGUUGAGGCAGAGCACCACACUGCAAGGGGUCACAUCUCAAGACGAAUUUGUGAGCUUGUAAUACCAGAAGUUGUUCUGUUCUUGACUAGUACCAAAAGUAGAGCUUUAACCUGCUAAUUCGAUUACUUAAUGCUGCCUACUUUGAAAGGCUGACAUCAAAAAGUCAAGAUUACCACUCUGCUUCCUCUUCCCGUGUCCUCCACCGGACCACUACUUCCCCUUACAGAAAUUCAUGUUUGCAAUUGAGAAACUUACGCUGAUCCUAGACUCCAUUUUGAUGGAUUUUUCCCCCUUUCAGUAACACUUAACUUCCUUGCUUUGUCUUCUUGUAUUUCUUCAACUGGUGGUUCUGCCUGUUUGGUUCUGCAAGUAAGUUUUAGAACUUAAGUUUCCUGGUAAACACUCAUCAGUACACAUAAACAGGCACAUUUUUAUAAAUAGAGUAAGUAUUCCAGUUUACAACAGCUUUGACAUACAACAUGGUGUCAAGUGCAAGAAGCAAGCCCACCUUAAAGUCUUGCAGAUUAAGUAAUCAAGACCUACUUUGUUUCAGACUUUUCUUCCUCAGACUCUGUCCAGGCAUAUGUGCUAAUGAAUCGUCGCAGUGAAGGACGCUUCUCAUUUUGUUUUGAUCCCAGUCGGCCCCUGCCAAAUGUGCAUACUUGAAAAUAAGUACUUCAGCUAAAGCUUUCAGAUCACAGUAAAGAAAAUAACUUCAGUGCAAGAUAGAGAUAAAUGAGCAUGCUUAUUUAAUGUUGGGGUAGGCUAUGAAGAUUUGGGGAAAUAUUUUUCAAGUUUGAGUCCCAGUUUAAUAUUUAAGCAGAAACAAUAAGGUGCCAGAUUUUCAAAUUUUCGCAUGUCUUUGCAGUUGAAGUCCAUGGGAGCGCCGAACCUCUUAAAUUUGAACUUCAGGCCUCUUGAUAUGGACACUUGGGUGUGACUGUAAAAGUUGAACUUUAAGGUUUACAUAGCAUAGACAUUUACAG